Messenger RNA from Xylaria bambusicola, 3099 nucleotides. RefSeq lists its product as uncharacterized. The record is from RefSeq and is a predicted model, not a curated record. The coding region runs from base 677 to 2593 and encodes 638 amino acids. The transcript is spliced from 2 exons. Lineage: Eukaryota; Fungi; Ascomycota; Sordariomycetes; Xylariales; Xylariaceae.
AGACAAUUCAACGAGCCUAACCAGCUCAAUCCUGAUUAGACCGGUGACCCAAUAUGGGGACAUUGCCGGCGGGUACUUUGCCUCCCUUUUUAGGUAUAGCACCGCUCGCUACACUAUUGAGGGGUUACCUUCCCGCCGAUGAUCGAUACUUCUCGGAAAGUAGAUGGAAAUGAUCCCCCCCUAAAAAACAGACCCUUGAGCACUAAGCACACUACUGAGCACUUCAAGCGCUUUGGCGGUCGAACAAAGUGUGUUAGGACGUUAGAAGACUGUUAGGAGAGAGAGGGGGCUCGGCCUUUUCCCUUUUUUCUAAUUUAGGGAGCGCCUUGUACCGCAUUUUGCGCCACGAGACCCUAUCAGACCCUGCCCAAUCCGCCCUAGUGCUGUGUGAGCUGUUGAGCGUUACCGCCCCGGAUCGAUCAGAUCACAUCUGCAUGCCGGGACGUCGUGGCCAGCCAGCUCAGUGCGACACAAUAGGAGAAUAACAAUAACAACAAAUUGCAUACAUAGCAUUCUGAUUCACCCCCAAGCAUUCAAGCGUCCGACAGUCCAGCAUUCCAUUCAUCCUUAUCGACUCAGCAACGAGGCGUCGGUCUGUCGCAGCCUAUCGCUUCCCGCAUACCACAACCAGUCGUCAGGUAUAUGUAGUUUUGGGUACACCGUCUCGAGUCCAACCAUGUCCGCUGCGACUAAGAAGCCGAGUCCCUCGGCAUCUGGCCGAGUAUCCUCGUCAGACGGCAAUCACGCGCCCGCAGCCUCGAGAACACCUCGGGCAUCUACGCCCACGUCCUCCGCGUCUUCGGCCACCCCUGCGAAUGCGACCACCAACGGUACCCCAACACGGACCCGAUCCAUUCGCACUGGAACUCCUGUAUCGGCACGGGCUGCCGCACACAGGACGAGCUCAUCCCUUAGCAUAUCCCGCAGCGCCGACUCUGAUGCUCGUGCUGAGACCAUUGCGCUCAUCGAAGAUCUCAAAGAACGGCUGCACAAAGCCGAUGUGGCGUCGGAGCAGUACAGGAAACAAGCAGAGGUCUUGCAAUCACGGCUAGAUGACGCCCUCAAGGAGCAGGCCAAACUAGAAGAAAAAGCUCACGAGAACGACGAACAGAUCGAAGCCCUCAGGAAUGACAAGAGAGAGACCGCAAGGCAAAUGCGUGAAAUGGAGGCCAUCUAUGAGGCUGAGAGGAGCUCUAUGAUGAAAGAGAAGGAGGAGAUGUCCAACCGAGAAGAGGAAAUGCAGGGCAUAAUUAACCGAUUGAAAGACACUUUAAAUCAACGUAAUGCUGAGGAUGAAUACCGAUUAACCAGGCAAUCAAAUAACAACUCGCCCAGCGUCGACAGCAGCAACUUUGCACCGCCUUCCUCUAUCCAGAGGAGCGAUUCUCGGAACAACUCAAAGUUACUGCUUCAGAAAGACAAACUCAUAGAAUCGUUGCGUCUUGAGUUGGCAGAAGCUCAAAUCAAACUAGUCGAGACUGAGAACCAAGGAGGCGGGCGCCUUCACGAAGUUGAACGGCUUCUUAUGGAAGCCCGGAUGGCGAAUGCACGUUUGAUGGAAGAUAACGAAUCAUAUCAGCUCCUGCUCCAGGAGAAAACGCUCCAUGGGGACUUCGGCAAAGGUGACUUCAAUUACAUGGGCGUAUCAGCUAACCAGGAUGCUCUUAACGCGCUGGAGGGCAGGAGCAGCACUGGCGGUGCCCUAACGCCUGGAACGAGUCUAGCUGAUGAGCUUGGUUCCAUUGCCGACGAAUCUGAGAUGGGCGAGAACCCCAUGCGCCAGAUGGAAUCAGAGCUCCGUGCCCUGAAAGAUCAGAACAAAGCUUUGACGCUGUACAUCAACAAGAUCAUUGAACGACUGCUUCAGCACCAAGAAUUUGAGCAUAUUCUUGACCAGUCUGACUCAAAGUCUUCUGCUAAUGUACAUAAGGAGCUUCCCCCACCGCCCGCAUCUGAAAUGCCAGGUGUAGGGGUGUCGCUGCUGCAGCGUGCCAAAUCCAUCGCUACGGGUGGUAAUGCGGCGCGGCCAAAGCCGCGUCCCAUGACUAUGAUGCCGGCGCAGAACUCGGCGCAUAACAACCCUGAGACAGCGCCGAGCAUUCCCAUCAGCUUGGGACGCGCACAAAGUACACGCCGUGGAGGGCGUCCUAUGAGCGAACAAUUCACGGGUGCAGCCGGAAUUGUGAAUGCCAUGUACAAGGGUCCUGAUGGCCCCUUAUCCCCGACACUUAGCAACCCCCGCAACUCAGCAUCUUUCUUCUCGGGCGUAUCAACGCCACGAGUUCCCUCGUCUCAAGGUGCUCCUAGUGCUGGCAACUUCCCUGGUAUGCGGAGCGAGACCAGCAGCGUCAGCGGAGAUUCUGCCUCAGCUGAAGGUACUAACUCAAGCCCACCGCGCGCAAGCAGCGGGCACGCAAGCACCGCUGGAUCUGAAAAGGCCACAACCUUUGCAGGUAACAAGCCACGUCCGCUGCGGCUCGUUCAGGAGAAUGCACCCGAAAAAGUUGAGAACAAACGUGCCAGUUGGAUGGGUUGGGCAUCUGGAUGGGGGAAGAAGGACGAGCCCGUAGUAGGAGAGUCCAUCAAAGAGUAGUAGGGUUCAGACUUUUUUUUUUUUUCAAUCUUCUUGCAAAUUUGCCCUCGUUUGCAUUAUUGCGAACGAAACCUUAGGUUUCACUUGCAUCAUUGGGAGCGAUUACUUCGAUUCAGAUUUUUUCCCCACAUAUAUAUUCCCCUUUCUUCCUCUUCUUGUAUGGUGCGGAUUGGCCAUGUUGGCACUGGGUAACUUAUAUAUCCUGCGUUGAAUUUGGGAGUCUUUUGAGAGACGUAAACGAUUGCAUGUUCAUGUAACGCCGGAAGGGAGUUUUUGUUGAAACGUCAACUAAGUGAGGGAUUCCGGCUGGGUUCAGGUAGCGAUGAGAUGAUUUAUGGAAAUAGAAAUGAGAAAAGAUAUCCAGGAUGAUUUUAUUUAUGCUCCUAUGAAGACAGGUAUAGUGAGUUCUAUGUUCUGUGGUAACAAUCGAAAGAGGCAAACGAUGAAUUUAGAAUGAGAGACGUUUGUGAGUAGAUACAUGGCAAACUGAUUGAUAGAUUCAUUCA